AUGGCGUCGUACAUGCAGAUCCUGCAGCGUCUAAACGCUGUCGUGGAGGAACAGCACCGCAAAGAAUUCCGCGUGACGGAACUCGAGGGGGUGAUUGCAACGAGCAGAGCGGAGCUUGCUGUAGCUAAGGACGCGGUAGAAGAAUUUCAGCAGGAGUGUUUGAAACUGACACAGGCUUUGCACACUAGCAUUGGGGGUCGUACCAAUACACAGGCCGAAGGUCAGCUUCGCAACAAUCAUGCCUUGCCGGAGCGUGAUGCGUCGACUCCCGCACUCGCUGUUGCCACCAAGACGGAACCCAAAUCAUCCAGGACAUCGGAUACGCACUCACAAGGUCAUUGGCGCCCGACCGCGAUGUUCGGCUUCGGUAACAACAGCGACGUGCACGUCGUCGAUACUGAAGACAUUCAAGACAAGAAGCGCAAGACGCCACAGUUCUCCUGCCCGGAGAUGAUUCACGAUCGCUUCCAGUGCGUGGUGCGCCUUGAUGGCGUAUGGACCGCGAUUUCGUGCAACCAGUGCGACACCAACGCAUCCAAUCGUAGCGGUCGCUUUCUGCGUGGUAUUAAUGGUCUGCAUCUCCACGUAGCCCAGGUCCAUUGUCUCCCCGACGGCCCAAAGCAGACGAAGAAGGAGACGCAGGCCCUGUGUCACAAGCGUGCUAUCAGCGACCAAGAUGCGACGCUGAUGGCGAAUGGCGAUGACCCUGUCGAUGUUGCGAUUGAUAUGGUAUGGAUGGUGGUAGGUGGACAUGUCGUUCGUCUCAGCAGCAAGACAGUCGAUAGCGGCGUCUCCGAGUCAGCAAAAAAGGGGACCGACACCACUGCGUGCGACACAGCCACGAGGUUACGUGCUACAACCACCCUACCCACCUCCUCUGAAUCUGGAAUUCAGGUCACGGAAGCAAACAAGCGACGCCACUCGGACGAUGCAAAUACUGGCGUCUCCGGUUGGAAUUUCGAAGGUGGUGUGGAGCGGAAGCGUCGGUACGCGAGCAUGGCUCCACGACUUGGCAGACAUAGCGCAGUCUACCACGACACUCGGUACGAUAGUGAUGAGGACGAUGAGGAGAGCUAG
This is a messenger RNA of Recurvomyces mirabilis, 1077 nucleotides long. RefSeq lists its product as uncharacterized. The record is from RefSeq and is a predicted model, not a curated record. Bases 1 to 1077 code for a protein of 358 amino acids. The transcript is spliced from 3 exons. NCBI's taxonomy places the organism in Eukaryota, Fungi, Ascomycota, Dothideomycetes, Mycosphaerellales, Teratosphaeriaceae.